CUUGCUAUUUUUUUAUAUAUAAAAGGGAGUCUCUGCAUUUUCACUGGAGAGUCUUAACGCAAGUCAGUGAAUUCGCCGAUAACUUUGCUUCCUCUCUCUGACUUUAAUUUCUAUGAUGUCGGGGAAUGCUUUAAGAGAUCUCAAUACUUUACCUACGUCUGAGUGGAAGAAUGACAGCUCUAGUAAAGGGAAUUUUAUGAAGCCUUGCAAUGGGAACACAAUUGAAAAUGUUGAAGAGCAGCAAAAGAAAAGCCCUGCCUCCGUUCAUAUAAAUGGAGGUGAAACUGUAAAUGCUGGGGCAGAGGUAGCUAAUUCUGAAGUAGAAUACAUUGAAUCUGAGAACUUGAGUGAUCUAGAAGAUGUUGAUACAUGUCUUGAGAAGCUCUUAUCUGGACUCAACUCUAAAGAUUGGGUUCUGGUUGUUGAAGCACUCAAUAAUGUUCGCCGAUUAUCAAUAUUUCAUAAGGAAGUAAUGCAUAUGAUGCUGGGUGAUGUGAUCCCUCUUGUUGUUAAGUCCUUGAAGAAUCCAAGAAGUGCUGUUUGUAAAACUGCAAUUAUGACAUCUGCAGACAUUUUCAGUGCAUAUAAUGAUGAUUUGAUUGAUUCUUUGGAUCCCCUGCUUGUACAGCUUCUUCUUAAGUCUUCUCAAGAUAAAAGAUUUGUAUGUGAGGCAGCUGAGAGAGCUUUGGAGGCAAUGACUACUUCGGUUUCCCCUAUGUCAUUGUUGCCCAAGUUGCAACCCUAUCUUAAGAACAGAAAUCCACGAAUUCGAGCUAAGGCAUCAAUGUGCUUUUGUCGUAGUGUUCCACGACUGGGUGUUGAAGGAAUAAAAGAAUACGGAAUCGACAAAUUGAUCCAAGUAGCUGCAUCCCAGCUCAGUGACCAGCUCCCAGAGUCCCGGGAGGCUGCUCGAACGCUUCUUUUGGAGCUGCAAACUGUAUAUGUGAAAUCCCAUGACCUUACAACAACAGUAUCUGAGCAUCCAGAGAUGGGCUCUUGGGAGAAUUUUUGUCAGUCAAAACUGUCUCCUUUAAGUGCACAAGCAGUGCUUCGUGUCACAAACAUUGCUGGGGAAGGUCUCGUCAUUGGUUCCUGACAGUGAGUUUUAUAUAGACCAUAUAUGAGCUUGUAUUGUAGCAAGUAAUGUCAUUUUUAUUUUACCCACAUAUAUGAGCUUUAGUGAGCAGAGUCCACAGUCACCUUUCAUUGCUUUGGUUUUGGUUUAUUAUCUCUUUCCUUGUAAAUUCUCUUGAAUCAUUGAGAUGUCUGUGAUCUUGGUUAAGAAAUUAGUUCGAUUGAAAAUCGUACAAUGAUAUUCUUUGCAUAUGGUUCACCUCUCAGUCUUCCUCAUUUAUGGCAUGGGUUGCAAAAAUUGUAUAA
Molecule: messenger RNA, 1380 nt
Organism: Theobroma cacao (cacao)
Lineage: Eukaryota; Viridiplantae; Streptophyta; Magnoliopsida; Malvales; Malvaceae
Biological process (GO): microtubule cytoskeleton organization
Cellular component (GO): cytoplasmic microtubule
Molecular function (GO): microtubule binding
Source: RefSeq, a predicted model, not a curated record